CUGCCUCUCCACCUCACCGCGUCUCCAUCUCGCGUUACCGAGCUGUAGUGAAGUGGGGGAGUCAGCGCAGACCCAACUGCGCCGCUACAAGCUGCCUUCUCAUCCAAACGCGAUAAAACUCAGCUCAGAAGCCCACUCUGCUCCUGCAUCAACACUUUACAUGAAGGUGUUCUAACCCGAGGUCGCGCUGUGUGGGACGGGGUGCUAUGGCACAGCUAUGGCCGGUCGGUCGGUAUCGUGAGUGACGGCGGCAGCUGCGGAGAUGGAAGAAGAUUCUUCUCACGGGAGUUCGCGUUUGCGAAGCGCCUGAUCUGGAGGCAACGUGAGGAGCGCACAUACCUCCAGAAAACGGGCGACAACAAGACGGUCCUUCCCGCGGCUGGCCGCUCACCGACUGGUAAGAAAAGGCGCCGGGAAAGAGGAAAAUACAUCAUCUUCAGCCUGCCUCCGGAUCCAAAAGACUGCGGGUCCAUAGUAUGGGAGCGCUAUGUUGUCCAGAAAAGGACUCAUUCCUGAGGAUUACUUGCUGACACGUUUGGCUGAGGAUGUCCAGCAGCCCAAGUUCAAGGCGAAACCGAGGAAAGCUCGUUUCGUCGCCAAGAACGGCACGUGCAAUGUGGCGCACACCAACAUCCGAGAGCAGGGCCGAUUCCUGCAGGACGUCUUCACAACGCUCGUUGAUUUAAAAUGGCUCCACACGCUCAUCAUUUUCACCAUGUCCUUUCUGUGCAGCUGGCUCCUUUUCGGGAUGAUCUGGUGGCUCGUUGCCUUUGGGCACGGCGACCUGGACCAGAGAGAAGAAGACUUUGUCCCGUGCGUAUCGGAGAUUCACUCCUUCUCGUCCGCUUUCCUCUUCUCCAUAGAGGUCCAGGUGACCAUUGGCUUCGGGGGCAGGAUGAUCACAGAGGAGUGCGUCUCCGCCAUCAUCAUCCUGAUCGUGCAGAACAUCGUCGGACUGGUCAUUAAUGCCAUCAUGCUCGGCUGCAUCUUUAUGAAAACUGCGCAGGCCAACCGGCGCGCAGAGACGCUCAUUUUCAGCAAGCACGCUGUCAUCUCGAUCCGAAACAACAAGCUGUGCUUCAUGGUCCGCAUCGGGGACCUGAGGAAAAGCAUGAUCAUCAGCGCCACCGUGCGGAUGCAGGUGGUGAGAAGAACCACCACGGAGGAGGGCGAAGUGGUGCCUCUGGACCAGAUCGACAUCCACAUGGAUAACCCGGUGGGCACCAACGGCGUCUUCCUGGUGUCCCCACUCAUCAUCAGCCACGUGAUCGACAAGGACAGCCCCCUGUAUCAGCUGUCCGCCUCUGACCUGCAGCAUGAGGACAUCGAGGUGAUCGUGGUGCUGGAAGGGGUGGUGGAGACCACGGGCAUCACUACGCAGGCCAGAACCUCCUACGUGUCAGAGGAGAUCCUGUGGGGACAGCGCUUCGUGCCCACAGUGUCCGAGGAGGACGGCAUGUAUGCGGUGGACUAUUCCAAGUUCGGCAACACUGUGAAGGUCCCCACACCUUGCUGCAGUGCCAAGCAACUGGACCAGGCAGGUGGCAUCGCUCGGUUUAAACUAGAAGAGGGCGUCACCUUGCGGUCGUCUGUGAGAAGGCGGCGGGGCACCACGAUGGUCCGCAGGUCCAAGAUGGAGAGCUAGUGAAGGCAUGAUCCUUGUAACAGCAUUUUAUAUGAAAAGUAAUUAUUGAAGUUUGAGGACAUGAUUCACCACGUCUCUAUGCAGUGAAUUGUAGGCUCACCUCUGCAAGCUUCUUACUCAGGGUCAGUGUGAAAAUGCAUUAAGACUGAAUGCACUGAGGAACGUGAGAUGCGACUGAGAUACAAGAAUGAACCGAAAGUCCAGUUUGAAUGUUUUCUUUUUUUUUUUAUUUAAUUAAGAGUGACUGCAUGUAUCUUAAAGCAAUAAAGGAGAAUGAUUCAUGUGAAUACAUGUGUUGUAGAGAGGCCAAAAUCUGUUAUUUAAAAAGGACACUAUUUACUAUCGCACUUCCGUAGAGACUCACGAGUAUCCUGACUGAUGCUGGAGGCUUGGAGGCAGAUAUCGAUAUCGGAAACUUUUAAAAAUGCUCUUGUGGUUUGGCUGAUUAACAUUCUUGGCAAGGUUCACUUCAAUUUAGUUACUCAAGAAUGGAAACUAAGGUUUGUACUGUGCUCAUGUGUACUUUUCCUUGCUCUCUCUGCUGGACAAGGUGAAAUAGC
This is a messenger RNA of Scatophagus argus, 2205 nucleotides long. RefSeq names its product potassium inwardly rectifying channel subfamily J member 11 (gene kcnj11). Gene Ontology annotation, biological process: regulation of monoatomic ion transmembrane transport; potassium ion import across plasma membrane. Gene Ontology annotation, molecular function: ATP-activated inward rectifier potassium channel activity. Lineage: Eukaryota; Metazoa; Chordata; Actinopteri; Scatophagidae. Gene Ontology annotation, cellular component: plasma membrane. The record is from RefSeq and is a predicted model, not a curated record. The transcript has a single exon. Bases 488 to 1645 code for a protein of 385 amino acids.